AAGUAGUAAAUAUUUAGAUAAGCUAGAUAAAAAAUUGGCGGUUAAGUAUUAUAUUAUUUGUAGUAACCAAAAUGCUAAACUAACAGCAUUUAAAAAAGACAUUUCACUUUUUGUAGAUUUGAUGGGAGUUUCUACAGAGGCUAUUGAUGCCUUAUCACAUGCUGGUAUAAUGAUUUCACAAAGGCAUCUUGAUAGAGAGAAAACAGCUAUCGCUGAUAAUCAUCCGCAUAAGCUUAAAAAUAUGACUCUUCACAAAUACGAUGAUCGCAUAAAAGAACGACAGGAAGAGCGUAAAAUGAAAGAUACAAUUCUUUUAGACUUUUUUGAAUUAAGUCUAAAAGAUAUGGAUUC
Molecule: messenger RNA, 351 nt
Organism: Racocetra persica
Lineage: Eukaryota; Fungi; Glomeromycota; Glomeromycetes; Diversisporales; Gigasporaceae
Source: the annotation of a GenBank genome assembly